Messenger RNA from Zymoseptoria tritici IPO323, 1894 nucleotides. RefSeq lists its product as uncharacterized. The record is from RefSeq and is a predicted model, not a curated record. Lineage: Eukaryota; Fungi; Ascomycota; Dothideomycetes; Mycosphaerellales; Mycosphaerellaceae. The transcript is spliced from 3 exons. Gene Ontology annotation, molecular function: FMN binding; oxidoreductase activity; flavin adenine dinucleotide binding. Gene Ontology annotation, cellular component: cytosol. The coding region runs from base 26 to 1894 and encodes 622 amino acids.
UGCUUGUCAACGGUAAAGGGCGACCAUGAAGGAGGUCAAGCAGGAGGAAGUCGGGUCUAUCGACAAACCUCGAACAGCAUUGAUCCUCUACGGCUCAGAGACCGGCAAUGCCCAAGAUGUCGCCGAAGAGAUCGGUCGGCUCACAGAAAGACUACAUUUCGAGACGACAAUACUCGACCUCGACUCGGUCCAGCUCCGAGAUGUCGUCAAGCCGACCAUUGUCAUAUUCGCCAUCUCCACAGCUGGACAAGGAGAAAUGCCGCAGAACGCCCGGUCAUUCUGGAAGAAACUCUUAAGCAGUGCACUACGGCCGGGCAUCCUUCGCAAGGUUCGAUUCUCUUCAUUCGGACUCGGAGACAGUUCGUAUGCGCAAUUUAACGUUGCGCAUCGUAUGUUGCAUGGACGGCUACUUCAACUUGGCGCAAAGCCGUUUUGUGAGAGAGGCGAGGGCAAUGAGCAGCAUCCGGAAGGCCACAGCGCGGGAUUUCGAGAGUGGGUUGUUCUGUUCAGGAAGACAUUGCUGGAAGCCUUCCCACUGCCGCAGGACAUUGAACCAAUACCAGACGAUGUCUUCAUUGAGCCAAAGUGGAAGCUAGAGAUGAUCGAGUCAUCGCAGAACGGAUCGCUCGCACUAUCAGUGCACGGAGACGCCGACGGGAAUCACACCAACGGAGUAUCUACCACAUCAACCGACACGCCUCAAGACAUCCCAGAUGACUCUCUCAUCCCCAUUGUUGAUGGCUAUACAGCAAGCAUCGCCUCGAACGAACGUCUCACGUCUCCAGACCACUUCCAAGACGUCCGACUUCUCGACCUUCGCAUACCGCGAGAGAUCUUCUAUGGUCCCGGCGCGGUGGGCGUCGUCUAUCCGAAGAACUUCCCUUCAGAUGUCGAUACCUUCAUCGACCUCAUGGGCUGGACUUCCAUCGCCGACACACCUCUACGUCUCAUUUCCGCUAUACAGUCUAGUGCCACAACCCUCAGUACCCCUUCACCUCUCCGAAACUUCGACCUCGCCUCCUCAACCAGCCCACACCUCACAAUCCGCUAUCUCCUAACCAACAUCCUCGACAUAAUGUCCGUUCCCCGCCGCACCUUCUUCGCCUCCCUCUCCUACCUUCUGCAACCAACGGACUCAGACUCGGAUAUGGCUUACCAAAAGACUCGCCUCCUCGAACUCGCCGAUCCUUCCCUCAUCGACGAACUAUGGGACUACACUACCCGUCCCAAACGCACCAUCCUCGAAGUCAUGAUGGAUUUCACUCAAGUCAAAAUCCCUUACCAUCCGAUCAUCAAGUAUCGGAGGCGAUACGGCGUGGCAACACGGUACAUCGCUACUCUCCGCGCGGGUCAGAAAAUCUCAAUCGGCGUGCAGCCCGGCUACCUUGACGUGUCGCCUGCCGAACUCGACGUACCAGCCAUUAUGAUCGGACCAGGGACAGGUCUGGCGCCGAUGCGAAGUUUGAUCUGGGAGAGAGCCAUGUGGCGGUUGCAGAUCUCAUCUACCUCCUCAGCACCUCGGGACGAAACGUCAACCAAAGAUCUCCUCUUCACUGGCCACCGCUCACCAAGCUCCGACUUCUUCUUUGCCUCCGAAUACCCCACUUUCCCGACCCUUACAGUCCAUCCAUCUUUCUCUCGCUCUCCUGAACAUCCGCGGCAAUACGUGCAGGACUCCAUCCUGGCGCAUAGUAAGGAGGUUUACACCGCGCUUGUAGAGAAGGGCGGCAGGGUAUUCGUUUGUGGAAGGAGUGGUGCUAUGCCUAAAGCGGUAAGGGAGGCGAUCUGCCAGGUUCUGGAAAUGGAGUCUGAGGAAGGGAUGAGUGGGGAGGAAGCGGAGAGGUGGGUUGCAAGAUUAGAGAAGGAGGGUAGGUGGAGGCAAGAGACUUGGUGA